Cryphonectria parasitica EP155 is the source of this 237-nucleotide messenger RNA. RefSeq lists its product as uncharacterized. The record is from RefSeq and is a predicted model, not a curated record. The transcript has 2 exons. The coding region runs from base 1 to 237 and encodes 78 amino acids. Lineage: Eukaryota; Fungi; Ascomycota; Sordariomycetes; Diaporthales; Cryphonectriaceae.
AUGCAAGCAGCGUGCGAGAAGCGUUCAGAAGAGAUUCAGAGCAUUCGAGUUGCUAAGCUAGAGCAAACAGCGAGCAAGCACAAACAGCGAGCAAGCAGUAUGCAAGCAGCGUGCAAGAAGCGUUCAGAAGAGAUUCAGAGCAUUCGAGUCGCUAAGCUAGAGCAAACAGCGAGCAAGCAGUAUGCAAGCAGCGUGCGAGAAGCGUUCAGAAGAGAUUCAGAGCAUUCGAGUUGCUAA